CUCCAACAACUGCUGCCCCGACAACUGCAACUCCAACAACUGCAGUCCCCACAACUGCAACCCCCACAACUUCAGCUCCGACAGUCCCCACAACUGCAACCCCCACAACUUCAGCUCCGACAACUGCAGCUUCCACAACUGCGGCUCCAAUAACUGCGGCCCCAACAACUGCUUCUCAAAAAACUACGGCCCCCACAACUGCGGCUCCAACAACUGCUCUUCCACAACUGCGGCUCCAACAACUGAAGCCCCAACAACUGCUGCUCCAACAACUGCAGCCCCCACAACUGCAGCUCCCACAACUGCAGCCCCAACAACUGCAGCACCCACAACUGUGGCUCUGACAUCUGCAGCUCCGACAACUGCAGCCCCCACUACUGCUGCUCCCACAACUGCAGUUCCGACAACUGCGGCCCCAGCAACUGCAGCCCCAACAACUGCAGCUCCCCCAACUGCAGCUCCGACAACUGCUGCCCCAACAACUGCAGCCCCAACUGCAGCCCCGACAACUGCAGCUCCUACAACUGAAGCCCCCACAACUGCUGCUCCCACCACUACAGCUCCAACAACUGCGGCCCCAACAACUGCUGCUCCAAUAACUGCUGGCCCCACAGCUGCUGGCCCCACAACUGCUACUCCAACAACUGCUGCCCCGACAACUGCAACUCCAACAACUGCAGCCCCCACAACUGCAGUCCCCACAACUUCAGGUCCGACACCUGCAGCUCCCACAACUGCGGCUCCAACAACUGCGGCCCUAACAACUGUUGCUCAAAAAACUGUAGCCCCAACAACUGCUGCUCCCACAACUGAAGCCCCAACAACUGCUGCUUCAACAACUGCAGCCCCAACAACUGCGGCCCCAACUACUGUAGCACCGACAACUGCAGCCCCCACAACUGCAGCCCCCACUACUGCUUCUCCGACAACUGCAGCUCUGACAACUGCUGCCCCAACAACUGCAGCCCCAUCAACUACAGCACCCAUAAUUGCCGCCCCCACCACCGCAGCACCCACAACUGUAUCUCUGACAACUGCAGCUCCGACAACUGCAGCCCCCACUACUGCUGCUCCCACAACUGCGAUGAGUUUACAGUCCUCUGGAGAGGUCAGCAAUGACACUAUCAUUGAGCUCAUAAAACAGUUCUUUAAUAAACAGCUGAAUGGAACAGCCCACACAGUCACUGUGACACUCAUUCAAAGGGUUGGAGUUGGCCCAUCACAGUCACUGUGA
Molecule: messenger RNA, 1234 nt
Organism: Epinephelus moara (kelp grouper)
Lineage: Eukaryota; Metazoa; Chordata; Actinopteri; Perciformes; Serranidae
Product: salivary glue protein Sgs-3-like
Exons: 4
Source: RefSeq, a predicted model, not a curated record